Messenger RNA from Pimephales promelas (fathead minnow), 2902 nucleotides. Lineage: Eukaryota; Metazoa; Chordata; Actinopteri; Cypriniformes; Leuciscidae. The record is from RefSeq and is a predicted model, not a curated record.
UGCGCUCAGCGCGUUUUACCGCAGUAUCUCUGGAUUAGUGCGCGCGCUGCGGCACUCCGUUCGGUUUCAAACGGCGAAGAGCGAGAAAACCCGUCCGAACCCAGACGCAAAACAAAUUUACAAUAAAUUAUAACGUCCACUCGCAUUCAUCAGUUUCAUCGCGUUUAUUCAAAGUGGUUAUAAACGCAGCGCGCGCCUGAGAAUCCACCGGAGACAUGGCCAUAGAGGACGAGAAGAAGGAAGCCGGGGGAUGGAAGGACUGCUUCUGGAACCCGCGGACGCACGAGUUGCUCGGGAGAACGGCGAGUAGCUGGGGUCUGAUUCUGUUGUUCUAUCUGGUCUUCUACACGUUUCUGGCCGGCAUGUUCUGCCUCACGAUGUAUGUGAUGCUCCUGACGCUGGACGAUUAUAAGCCCACUUGGCAGGACCGUCUGUCUACACCAGGGAUGAUGAUUCGGCCAAAAGGAGAAGCUCUAGAAAUCGUUUACAAUAUUAAGGAAACAGAGAGCUGGGACUCGUACAUUCAGGCCCUGGAUAACUUCCUCGCACCCUAUAACAACUCUCAGCAGGCGAUGAACAACGACGACUGCCCCCCAGAUACAUACUUCAUUCAGGAGGACAGCGGAGACGUGCGCAACAACCCCAAACGCUCCUGCCAGUUCAACCGCACCAUCCUGGAGGAUUGCUCCGGACUCACCGACCGCACGUACGGAUACGAGGCGGGCAAACCCUGCGUCCUCAUCAAACUCAACCGGGUGAUUGGGAUGAGGCCAGGAAAGAAAAUCAUAGGAAGUCAGGACAUUCAAGCUCCGUACGUGACCUGCGGGGCAAAGAGAUAUAAAGUGGGAGACGAGUGGAAGGAAGAUUCGGAUACCAUUGGCGAAAUCGCUUUCUUCCCUCCUAACGGAACCUUCAACCUCAUGUAUUAUCCAUACUACGGCAAGAGAGCACAGGUGAAUUAUUCUCAGCCUCUGGUGGCCGUGAAGUUCACAAACAUCACUUUCAACAUGGACAUCAAUGUGGAGUGUAAGAUCAACGCUCUCAACUCUGAGUCUGACCCCGAACAAAAGUUCAGCGAGAGAGACAAGUUCGCUGGCCGUGUGUCCUUCAAGCUGCGCAUCAACAAAAUGUAGAGCAACUACAUCUGCCACACACACACACACACAGGAGAUUGUAGGAGGUGUCAAUCAUAUCUCAAAGAGUUUAAUGUUUUUGUUCGUCCUCAUACUCGGGUCUCCAUGAUGAUUUCUGUGUGCGUGCGUGUCUUUGUAUCUCUGUGUGUUUUGAGUACUCUUGACUGUCGUCAUACCCAGCUGAUCUCAUUCCAAAGUGAAAUCAAGAGAGCAGGAAAAUAGCCUUUCUAAAUCUCUCGACAACCAAUACAGACAUAAUCAAAAUCUCAUGAACAAUCCAGUGAAUUCAGGGGGACCACAAUCAUUCAAGAGUUUAGAUUUUACGUCAAGAAAAUCAAGCCUAUUACUAUUUUUUUCCUCAUUAUUUUCAUGACAUUUUCCCCAUUUGUGCUUAAAUAAUUGUCAUGAAAAUAAUGUAAAAUGUGAAAAAUCUCGCCCUAAAAUAAGCUUAAUUUUCUGUAUGCAAAAUACACUCUCUUACUUAUUGAUAUCGAGCUGAAAAACAAUCUGGAUUCACUCGUUUAGUCUAUAAAAUAGCUGUUACGCGACUGCGAGUGUGUAAUAAAUCACACAAAUUCGAGAAGUCAAAUCAGGUUGAAUUCAACUAAUCGAUAAAGUCUGAAUGAAUAAGGAAAUAUGCUAAUAUGACUGAUUAAUAAAUAGAGCCAUGAACUUUCCAUAUCUGUCCAAGUGAGGUAUAUAUCGCAGUCUUAACCGGAUAUCUGUUGUAUCCAUCCAUUUAUUUAUUUAUUUAUUUAUUGCUUGAUUGAUUGAUGAAUUAAGGUACAUUUAUGAUGUUAUUCAUUUAUUUAUUUAUUAUCUGAUUUGUGGUUUUUAUUUUUUAUAUGACAAUGUUUGUGGGAACACUUUUGUAACACUGUAAUGUUCACAAACGCACACACACACAAGCUGUUAAACGAUUGGCUGACGUUCUGCACACGCUCAGAUUGCACUCAACGACUUAGCCAAUCAGCUUCAAGCUGCGCCAUAUCAGUUCGCCGCUUGUUUCGUGCUUAAUUUGCCCAGUCGACUAAUAAUGUACUUGCUCCAUUUUUGUCCAGAAUGGUUCGACCCAUCUUUCUAAAUGUGUACACACAGCAAUACCUUCUGGUCCAAGAGUGUACUGUUAAUACUUGUAAAUAAUAGCGAAUCUGGGGUAGUUAGCGAAGAGAGUAGUUGCAAAGAAAAGGGGUUCCUGGGUGAAAGAAAAAAACUUGCCAAUCCAAUAUUAACUAAUGUAGAUGAAUGAAUAAACAAACGUGUUUUUCUUCCCAAAAAGUGUUUUUUUUAAUUCCUUUGUUGUUGAGCACAUCAUGCGUUAGCUGCACUUUAGCGCACAGCGAGAAAAUUACGCGAACAUUAGAUAAACAUAUUUCUCAAAGAUUCUGUUCAUUUCUUCUUAGCUUUUAGUAGGAUCUUAGAUUUUUAUCAUGUGAUUUGACAUUUGGAUGUUCAAGGGGGUUCGAGUCAAACGGACGUUAUCAAUAGCGUAGUGCUUAUUAGCGAACCACUAGCCUGCCGUCGAUUACGUGCGGGCGGCCGGCCGGCCUGUCUGUUUUUUCUUUUUCUUUCGUGUUUUUAACAAUCCAAUCCCUUAUUUCGCCCCCAGUAGUGAAUGUGCUGUGUUUCUAUUGGGUUACUGCCACAGUGUUGUGCAUUUGAAACAUUGGCGGGUGUGUGUUAGAAAAGUGUGUGGGGAAAAAAAAAAAGAGCCAAACGCGGCCAUACUUUUAAAUUAACGUCACUAGUUCAUCCGUCGCACAUCAGAA